AGGCAGAAGUAAUUUGGAAAGCGAUAGGACAGUCAAGAUGGCGCCAGCUGACGACGGAUAUGACCUGAUUGUGUCUGGGGACUGCGGCGGGACCAACACCCGACUCACGCUGUGGCGUGUGCCCCACAACAGCGUCCACUUGAAAGGCAAAAUCGCUCCGGGGGAACUUGUGUUCAACCAAAAGUACCUCAAUGAGAACCACGGCAGCUUUGUGGAAGUGGUACAUUUGUUCCUGAAAGAAGCCGACGUCGACGAUCCUCCUAUUUGCUGCGUCUUGGCCUGCGCGGGCCCAGUGUUGAACAACUCCGUCGUGUUCACGAACAUUGCGUUCGGCUGGUCCAUCAACGGCGACAACUUGCAGCGAGAACUCGGCAUCGCCAACGUCAAGUUGGUCAACGACUUUGUGGCCAUGGGCUAUGGUCUCUUAACCCUUCGGGAGCAUGAAUACCUGGCCUUGAACGACGUGCCGCGUGAAGUGGACGCACCGAUCGCGACCAUCGGUGCUGGCACGGGACUCGGAGAAUGUUUCUUGACCCCGUCUGGCGAGUCUUACGAGUGCUUUCCCACGGAAGGCGGCCACUGCGACUACUCCCCAACGACGGACAUCGAAGUCGAGAUCUACGACAAGCUUCGCAACAAGUUUGGCCCCAACAAGCGGCUGUCCACGGAGCGCAUCAUCAGCGGAAACGGCCUCGCCAGCAUCUACGAGCACUUGGCGGAGAAGUUCCCCGAGAAAGUCAACAGCACGGUCCACGCCGAGUUCGAAAGCACCGACUCGUUGCGCGGCGGCGUCGUCGGCAAGAACGCUGGGUCGGAUGAGCUGUGCAGCCAAGCCAUGGAGAUCUUUGUCAAGGGGUACGGCCGAGAAGCGGGCAACGCGGCGCUCAAGUACUUGCCUCGAGGGGGCUUGUACAUCACGGGCGGCAUGGCGCCCAAGAAUCUCGACUUCUUCACCAAGAAGAGCUGGUUCCUGGACGCGCUUUUCGACAAGGGUCGCGUCACCCCCGCGCUCAAGUCUGUGCCCAUCUACUUGGUGCUCACGGAAGACUUGGGCGAGCGUGGCGCGCACUAUUACUCGUACCAGCUGCUCAACAAAUCGCGAGGCCAAGUGGCUGCUGCGGUUGCUCCGACGGCGGCUGUCGAGCCCCUUGUGUCCAAGAAGAGCAGCAGCGGUGUGGUAGCCGACUCGGCCAAGUACAUUGCGGUGGUGACGGCGGCGUUGGUCGGCGUCACGAUUGGGUUCCGCCUGGGAAAGAAGUAAAGUGCUGGUCGGCGGUACUAGUUGACAAGCAAUCGAUAUGAUGGAUACGUACCAGCCACCAUACUGUAGUGGCUUGUCCAUAACGUUAUAUAGUACGGGGGUAAUGAUUGACAGUAGAGAAAGCAAACGAAGUUGUUAAAUAGAGAGUAGGUACUGUAGGUGUAGUACAGUAGGCUUCUACGCGGCAGUGAUGAUGGCGUCGCACAGCAUUUGAUAGUCUUCGGCAUUCCAUGAGAGGUCGCAGUCGGUAGAGAAGAACGGGAUCGGAUCCAACCCGUCGUUGUUGUCGUCGUCUGCCGCCAGGGGAGGAGUCAACGGCACGACGGGCGAGUCGGGUGGACUCGCUUUGGUCACGCGCAGCUUGUACGCUUUUUGGAACCGGUUCGCUUUGCCGCGGUGGUACUCGCAGAGACGAUGGAGCUGUCCGUUCUUCUUGGCGGAUCGAGCGCGGUCGCAUCGCUUGGACGUGUAUUGGCAUACAAAGGCCGAGUGCGGCGCGACCUUUGUCCGGACCUUCUUGUCGGUACUACUUCGUGGCAUACGGAAUGGAAAAUGGAAACUGGUGUCAUGAUGCAUCCCAG
Messenger RNA from Aphanomyces astaci, 1842 nucleotides. RefSeq names its product glucokinase. The transcript is spliced from 7 exons. Bases 38 to 1261 code for a protein of 407 amino acids. Lineage: Eukaryota; Oomycota; Saprolegniomycetes; Saprolegniales; Verrucalvaceae. Gene Ontology annotation, molecular function: glucokinase activity; ATP binding; D-glucose binding. The record is from RefSeq and is a predicted model, not a curated record. Gene Ontology annotation, biological process: glycolytic process; glucose 6-phosphate metabolic process.